AUGGUGAAACUGCGCACUAAGUUGAGUUUUAGAGAAUCUGUUAGUUUCUUUUCUUGUUUUGCAUGCGAAUCUUAUGUAGGAUUAGAGUAUGGGAGGAAUACUCAAGUCUCAUAUUACCCCUAUAUCUCCUGCAUUUCUUCUCGUGAAGAUGAUAAUGCUGGCAAAAGAUUGAAUUCAGAGAUGGAGAAAAGCAAAGUUCAUGUAGUGGUUCUUGCAUAUCAUGGACAAGGCCACAUAAACCCCAUGGUUCAAUUUUCCAAAAGAUUGGCUGCUAAAGGAAUCCAUGUUACAGUAGCUACCACUUUGAGUAAUACCAAGGCUAUGCAAUCCGCAUCGAGCUCGAUCGUGUUCGAAUCGAUAUAUGAUGAUUGCACUGAAGGAGGGGUGGCGGGACCGGGAGGAUUUAGAGGAUUUCUCGAUAGAUUCGAAGCCAGUGGCACAAGAAAUUUGACUCGAUUCAUCAUAAACUCUGAAAAACCCGUGAAAUGUCUCGUUUAUGAUGCCAACAUAACGUGGGCUUCGAGUGUGGCAAGCCAUAUGGGAGUUGAUCGGGCUGCCUUUUUUACUCAAUCGUGUGCUGCGAUUGCUAGUUACUAUCCGAUGCACUGCGAGUUAUUGGAAGUGACUCCAUCAGUUCCUGCUUUCUCCCUGCCUGGAUUACCUGAGAUUGGACUUCCGAAUCUACCUUCACUAGGUCUUGAUACCGGACGAUAUCCUCCAAUAAUCCGGUACUUGUUACAACAAUUCGGCAAUAGUGAAAAUGCAGAUUGGGUUCUUUUCAACUCCUUCGAUAAGUUGGAAGAGGAUGUUGUCAGUUGGAUGUCAAAACUCUGGCCUGUGAGAACCAUUGGACCGACUUUGCCUUCUAUUUAUCUAGACAACCGGGUGGAAGGCGACGAUGACUAUGGUUUCAACAUACAUAAGCCAAACACGGACGCCUGCAUGAAAUGGCUCGACUCUAAGGAAACCAGAUCAGUCCUCUAUGUCUCGUUUGGGAGCAAUGCAAAUUUGAAUACAGAGCAAUCAGUAGAAUUAGCCGCUGCCCUUAAGCAGAGUAACAACAACUUCUUGUGGGUAGUGAAGCCAUCUGAAGAAAGUAAACUUCCGACUAAUUUUUACGACGAAAACUCCGGUAAAGGAUUGGUAGUGAAAUGGUGCCCUCAAUUGGCAGUUCUAGCACAUCAUGCAGUUGGAUGUUUCAUAUCGCACUGCGGUUGGAAUUCGACUAUGGAGGCAAUAAGCCUUGGGGUGCCUAUGGUGGCAAUGCCUCAGUUUCUUGACCAGAUGACAAAUGCACAUUUUGUAGAGUAUGUUUGGCGGGUUGGAACGAUCCCUAAGGCAGACGAGAAGGGUGUUACACGAAGAAACGAAAUAAAGAGAUGCAUCGAUGAAAUUAUGCAAGGAGAAAGAGGACAAGAGAUUAGAAAGAAUGCAAUUCGUUGGAAGGUGCUGGCUAAGGAGGCUAUAGAUGGAGGAGGAAGUUCUGAUAGCUACAUAGAUGAAAUUAUUUCUCAUCUUAUGGUAGCAUAA
Fraxinus pennsylvanica is the source of this 1530-nucleotide messenger RNA. NCBI's taxonomy places the organism in Eukaryota, Viridiplantae, Streptophyta, Magnoliopsida, Lamiales, Oleaceae. The record is from the annotation of a GenBank genome assembly.